Penicillium vulpinum is the source of this 216-nucleotide messenger RNA. RefSeq names its product Short-chain dehydrogenase/reductase SDR. The coding region runs from base 1 to 216 and encodes 71 amino acids. Lineage: Eukaryota; Fungi; Ascomycota; Eurotiomycetes; Eurotiales; Aspergillaceae. The transcript has 3 exons. The record is from RefSeq and is a predicted model, not a curated record.
AUGUCCACCGAAGCCAAGAGCCGCGCGUCCCCUACUCCCAGCCCUUCGACCCAAAACGCCCAAGAGGCUCUGCUGGAAGUGGGGGGCCAUGGACCUAGGCCACCUAAAGAAGCCGGUACAUGCAAAGUCCAGCAGCGCGCCAAGAUCUGGCAUACCGAGUUGCAGAAUGGCUGUGCCGACAUGCGCGACACAGACCUGCUGAAUACCGUCGUCUAG